CACGUACGCAACGGAGCCAAGUGGGUCGCAGUGGCCGCGGGUUCACCGCUCGGUGUCGAUGGGCCAGGCGGGUGAUCGCGAUCUUGUCAACGCUGCGCAGCCAACGCUCGAACCGAUCUCACUUCUGGAAGAGCAAGAUACAUUGAGUGGCGCAGGGUCGUCACUUCUAGCGCAGCCUAGUGCAGCGCUGCAGCGGCUAGUGAACUGCGGCGACAUGGCUGCCGGGUGUUCAGUGUCUGCAUUCGAGCCGCCUCGUCUAGAUCUCGAGGCUUUAAUCAACAAUCCAGUGUUCUCUUUCGUACUGUCGAAGAGAGAAUUACAGGCUUACAGACAAAAGAUGGACGCAACUAUACGCAUAAACGCUGUUCGUCAAUACGCUUUCGAGGCGUUAAAUUGGCUGCUUCGAUCAGCCACGCAGAUAACGUGCGUACAUGAUGUUAUGUGGUGGUUUUGCGCUGCGCUUGAUAAGUACUCGCGCAUCGCGCCUCCUCAGAUGCUUCUCGAUGAAGCUAAAGAGCCUGUCGGUAACGAAAAUGCUCGUAUAUCGACCCCGACGGCGUCCUCGUCAGCGAUCUGUCCGGGUGGUACAUCGGCCCGAGGCGCGCGCGCAGCUUUCCACGCGUUCCUGGGGUCGGUGAGCGCGUUAGCACCGUCUCUGCUCGCAGCCAGCGCCGCCGGCCUGCAGGCGGUGCGCUGUUGGGCGCUGCACUACUCGCCGCAUGACCGAGCGUUUUUGCACCGGAGAGCUAUGUAUGGAGUUGCCAAGACGUGACUGGUUGGUGCGACAUCUCGGUGUCAUCGCGACAAGGCAUGGCCGGUUCACUUACAGACGGCAGCACAGAGACUUUCUGGGAGUCAGGAGACGAAGACAGGAACAAGGCCAAAUGGAUACAAGUGUCGUACCCGGGCGGGACUAACAACGAUCGCCCUCAUAUCAUAUGCGUGCACAUUGAUAAUACAAGAGACACAGUCAACAAGACUCUGCUGGUUUCGUUCUUGUAUAGCAGUGGUUCGAGCGACAUGAUCCACAUGUAGGGAUAUCGAAGUAGAUCCCAAGACGGCCGCUUGGAUCUACUAUACUUUGCCAAGGGUAGCGAGUGCAUCGCUUCGCGUCCGGUGCGAGCUGCGUGGCCCUGAAGCAGCGGUGCGUGUGCGCCAGGUGCGAGUGCUGAGUGCGCCGGCGCCGCUCGCCAGCGCCGCCUGCACUAACGCAGGCGUGCUGCAUGACCUUUCCGAGGCUGACACCUUAAGAGUUUUCCGGCUGCUAACGUCACAGGUGUUCGGCAAACUGUUGGAUUGGGACCGCAGCGGCAGUGACUCGGGAGCGG
This is a messenger RNA of Manduca sexta (tobacco hornworm), 1328 nucleotides long. Its product is annotated as E3 ubiquitin-protein ligase MYCBP2-like. The coding region runs from base 59 to 772 and encodes 237 amino acids. The transcript has 8 exons. The record is from RefSeq and is a predicted model, not a curated record. Gene Ontology annotation, cellular component: nucleus. NCBI's taxonomy places the organism in Eukaryota, Metazoa, Arthropoda, Insecta, Lepidoptera, Sphingidae.